AUGUCCGCCAUGAUCAGGAGAUUUUCGUCUGCACGACUUCCACCGGAACUGAAAUUGACCAAUCAAUGGGCUAGAAAAUCCAAGAUGUCAGCCCCCAUGAAGAGCAUGUUUUCCUUCCAAAAACAUCUUAAAUUCAAAGAUUUUGGGGUUGCCAGCCGUUUGAAUUGGCUUAGAUCAUGUAGACUCAUCUCAACCGUUGCAAAGGAUACUACUUUGGAGCUUGACCCCCAGUUUGAAGAUUUCAGAAAUGGACUUGCAAAAGGAAAAGUGUUCUCGUACAGAAAGCACCCUGGAGUGAUGAACUUGAAAAGAAUUAUUGUGCCAGUUAAACUAGAGACGACAAUGAAUAAAUUAAUGAAUGUGUUUGAAGUGCGAGAUGUUGACAAACUUUCUGCCAAACUUGGGCAGUAUCUCUGGUCAAGACAUCUUCCAGCCGAGGCGGAGAAUUUGAAGAUGACAGCCAUGAAGCUGGAGGCAGAAGAGAUAAAUGAUAUGUCAAGUUUUGACGCUAUGUCUCCUGAGGAACAAUACAAAUGUUUCAACGAUCGAAAAAACAGGGUGCUGAAAAAGUUAAAGAACUCCACUUAUCGUUGGGAAUCUAUACGAUUUGAUGCUCAUAAUUCAAUAGUAUACAUGGCAGCAAGAAUGGUUCAGGAGUAUAGCGUAUUGCUUAGAGUAUUGACUGAGAUUUCUAAAAGAGUGCCAGAUUUUAAACCAGAGACUUUCUUUGAUUUUGGUUCAGGGACAGGCUCUGCUAUGUGGGCUGCUAAUACCGUUUGGACCAACAGUUUGAACGAGCACUAUUGUGUGGAUGUGAGUGCUGAUAUGAACACCUUGGCACAGCUUCUUUUACAAGAUGGAAAUGACCAAGGGGAUAUGUGCUUCAAAGGAGUUGCCUUCAGACAGUUUCUCCCUGGUUCGCAUAAGAACAAAUACGAUUUAGUCAUCAGUGCCUACUCGUUGUUUGAGUUACCCAGUGCAAGUGAGAGGCGUAAGGUAAUAGAGAAUCUCUGGAAGAAGACGGAUGGCUACCUCGUGAUUGUGGAACAUGGAACAAAUGCAGGUUUUAAAGUAAUCUCGGAGGCAAGGGAGGCAGUGCUGAGGAUGUCCAGUUUAGAAAGCUCGGGAGAGAAUCAUUUAACCCCAAUGGAGAAAAAGGAAGAGGUCAGCUUGGUGGGUCGCAUUUUUUCCCCAUGUCCUCAUCAGAGUAGGUGUCCUAGAACAAAUGAUAAAACACCAUGCAACUUUGAUGUUGGUUAUAAACCAUUAGAAUACUUGAUGAAAGAUGGAAAGAAAUUGGAGCGGUUUUCAUACAUUGUAUUCAAGAAAGGAAAAGAACAGUCUCUAUCAUCGUCUUGGCCUCGAGUGAUACGUCCCGUCUCCCUGCCAGCUCGUCAUGUUCACUGCAGACUCUGCUGCCCGAAUGGUAAACUUGAACAUCACAUAUUGACCGCCAAGAAAAAUGGACAGGAUCUGUACAAAUGUGCCCGAGCAUCUGGGUGGGGUGACUUGCUACCCGCUAAUCAGAUUCCAGCGGUUGACAAAAAGACGUCCAGGACAUCAGACGGAGUCGAUGUUGAUAGACAGUUUGAAGCAGAUGAGAGUGUCCGUGAUUUUGAAGAUUCAGCAGAAUCAAGUUCAUCUGAUUUACCAAACGUUCUUACUCAUAAUGAUUCAUGGUCAUCGAUAGUCAAUCAUACAUACAGAGAGGAGCCAUUAGAAAAGAUGGACAGUGAAGAAAUUGACACGCUUAAACCUGUGAUGUGAGAACAGUGCAGAGGAAUUGGAAAACAUAUUUUUGACGUGGCAAUGCGAUGAGAUGCGAUCAGCUUGGCUUGUGUGACCGUUGUGAAGACUCAAAAGUCUUCGCUUGAUCUCUUAAAUCGUGUGGGGUGUUGGAACUGGGAAAUUGAAAAACAGUGCUGUUAACAACUUUACUUUUGCUGCCCUCAAUGUUUGUGAAUGCACCAUUUUGAGUUUUUGCUUUCCUUUAUUUCCUCUAAUGGGUUCAUUUUCCAAUGAUAAAACUACAAGUAAUGAUAAAUCCAUCAAGUUAUAAUUUUCACACCACUGAAGUUUUAACCCCUUGCUGCGGCAGCCAUUUUUCGGGUAGCGCUGCCAUGUGCUGACGGUCGAUACCAAUUAUAAACAGUGAAAUUAACAUUCAUGGGUUCACUCUUUUGUUGCCUCAUGUGAGAACAAUGUCCCUAGGUUAUUUCAUUCAAAGGGUUGCCAUAUGGAUUUGUGAUGUAGCAUCCGUGUGUCACACCAAUGUUGGAUUACAUCUAAUGAGCAAAAAUGUUAAUAUUUGUAAAAAUGUAGAUACAUGUA
Lineus longissimus is the source of this 2331-nucleotide messenger RNA. Its product is annotated as methyltransferase-like protein 17, mitochondrial. The record is from RefSeq and is a predicted model, not a curated record. The transcript has 14 exons. Bases 1 to 1767 code for a protein of 588 amino acids. Gene Ontology annotation, biological process: translation. Gene Ontology annotation, cellular component: mitochondrial small ribosomal subunit. Gene Ontology annotation, molecular function: structural constituent of ribosome; methyltransferase activity. Lineage: Eukaryota; Metazoa; Nemertea; Pilidiophora; Heteronemertea; Lineidae.